Molecule: messenger RNA, 273 nt
Organism: Nycticebus coucang (slow loris)
Lineage: Eukaryota; Metazoa; Chordata; Mammalia; Primates; Lorisidae
Product: ras-like GTP-binding protein O-RHO
Exons: 2
Coding region: 1-273 (90 amino acids)
Biological process (GO): small GTPase-mediated signal transduction
Molecular function (GO): GTP binding; GTPase activity
Source: RefSeq, a predicted model, not a curated record
AUGGCUGCUAUCAGGAGAAAACUGGUGAUUGUUGGUGAUGGAGCUCGUGGGAAGACAUGUUUGCUCAUAGUCUUCAGCAAGGACCAGUUCACAGAGAUGUAUGUGCCCAUGGUGUUUCAGAACUAUGUGGCAGAUAUUGAGGUGGAUGGCAAGCAGAAAAUAUUCCAGAACAAUGGACCCCAGAAGUCAAACAUUUCCGCCCCAAUAUGCCCAUCACCCUGGUUGGGAACAAGAAGGAUCUUCAGAAUGAUGAGCACACAAGGCGGGAGCUAG